AUGGGUAUCUUCAAGAGAUCAGCGCCGAACAAGGAGGCAACGGUUGUUGCCCAGCAGGAGGCUCCCAAGUUCGAGCGUGUGAGCUGGACGAAGGAACCUGGUCUGAGGAAGCUCUACUGGCACGCCUUCGUCUUGUGUAUUGCUUCCGCUACCACGGGUUACGAUGGCAUGUUUUUCAACAGUGUCCAGAACUUCGAAACAUGGAAAGAUCAUUUCGGUGAUCCGCAAGGUUCGAUGCUUGGCUUGCUCGGGGCAAUCUACCAGAUCGGCAGUGUCGCUUCUAUUGCUAUAGUGCCAUGGUUCGCCGACCACCUCGGCCGAAAGGUGCCUAUCGUUAUUGGCUGUGUGAUCAUGAUCGUGGGCGCUGUCUUGCAAGGUGCCGGUAACAGUCUUGGAGUCUUCAUCGGAGGCCGUUUCCUUAUGGGUUUUGGCAACUCCUUCUCGCAGCUGGCUUCUCCUACGCUCCUCACAGAGAUCUGCCACCCUCAGCACAGAGCCCGUCUCACAACGGUUUACAACUGUCUCUGGAACGUCGGCGCCCUCUUUGUCUCGUGGCUCUCCUUCGGCACAAACUACCUAGGCAAUGAGUGGUCAUGGAGGAUCCCGGCUUUGCUUCAGGCUUUCCCCUCGUUGAUCCAGCUCACCUUCAUCUGGUGGGUUCCAGAGUCGCCGCGUUACCUGGUCGCCAAGGACAAGCACGACCAAGCCCUCGAGAUUCUCGGAAGAUACCACGCCAACGGCAACGUCAACCACCCAACUGUUCAGUUCGAGUACCGUGAAAUCAGGGAGACCCUCGCCCUGGAGCUGGAGGCAAAGAAGCAGAGCAGCUACGUCGAUUUCGUCAAGACCAAGGGCAACCGCUACAGGCUGGCCGUGCUCAUCUCUCUCGGUAUCUUCUCGCAGUGGUCCGGCAACGCCAUCAUCUCCAACUACUCGAGCAAGCUCUACGACUCCGCCGGCGUCACGGACUCGACUUCCAAGCUCGGUCUCUCUGCCGGCCAGACCACCCUCGCCCUCAUCGUCUCCAUCACCAUGGCCAUGUUCGUAGACAAGCUCGGCCGCCGCCCGACCUUCCUGGCCUCCACCGGCGGCAUGUUGCUCACCUUUGUGUUCUGGACGCUGAGCACCGGCCUGUACGAGGACAAGGGCGCCGAGGGCGGCAGGUACGCCAUGAUCGUGUUCAUCUGGAUCUUCGGCAUCUUCUACUCCCUCGCCUGGUCCGGCCUGCUCGUCGGCUACGCCAUCGAGGUCCUGCCAUACAACCUGCGCGCCAAGGGUCUCAUGAUCAUGAACCUGUCGGUCCAGGUCGCCCUGACCCUCAACACGUACGCCAACCCCGUCGGCUUCGAGGCCUUCGAGCCCCACACCUGGAAGCUGUACCUCAUCUACACCUGCUGGAUCGCCCUCGAGUUCGUCUUCGUCUACGUCAUGUACGUCGAGACCAAGGGCCCCACCCUCGAGGAGCUCGCCAAGAUCAUCGACGGCGACAACGCCGCCGUCGCGAAGCUGGACCUCCACCAGGUCGAGAAGGAGGCCCAGAUCGAGUCCCAUGAGGAGCACUUCACAGGGAAGUCUUAA
Molecule: messenger RNA, 1578 nt
Organism: Diaporthe citri
Lineage: Eukaryota; Fungi; Ascomycota; Sordariomycetes; Diaporthales; Diaporthaceae
Exons: 3
Coding region: 1-1578 (525 amino acids)
Biological process (GO): carbohydrate transport; transmembrane transport
Cellular component (GO): membrane
Molecular function (GO): carbohydrate:proton symporter activity
Source: RefSeq, a predicted model, not a curated record